Messenger RNA from Geodia barretti, 324 nucleotides. The record is from the annotation of a GenBank genome assembly. NCBI's taxonomy places the organism in Eukaryota, Metazoa, Porifera, Demospongiae, Tetractinellida, Geodiidae.
AUGGGCUUCGUCAAGGAAUACAAUGCCCGCACUGCCAAUGCAGCGGGGACCAUCAUUCCGGUGCACCUGACCGUCUACGAAGACCGUUCCUUCUCCUUUUUGACCCGAACACCGCCGGCUUCCGACCUGUUGCGCAAAGCAGCGGGCGUGGAUCGCGGGUCCUCCGACGUUCGUCAGGCUCGCGUGGGCACUAUCAGCAGAGACGCCCUCCGUGAGAUAGCGCAAACCAAGCUGCCCGAUCUCAACGCGGGGACCGUCGACGAAGCCAUGUUGAUCAUCGAAGGCACCGCCCGUAGCAUGGGCAUACAGAUUUCGGGAGAUUAG